CCACUUUAGGAAAUUACCUCUAACAGCAUAUUCGGCAGUUUAACAAAACAUUCUUAAUAUUAUUUUGUUCACAAGCAUGAUGGCUGCACGUUUAGUUCGUGGUAGACCGACACAGCUUGUUGGCCAUUAGCCAAUCGGAUUUCUUCAACGAGUUCAAUGCACAUGAAUGCAUUCAACUGGCAAUUACCUCUCCCACUUGGUUGUGAACAGCAACAUAGGUAUCCGAAUGUCGGGUAGCUUAGCAACGGAUAUGUUUGCAGAGUGCAUUCUAGCCCUGGUCAUUUGAUUCUCACCACAGCGAGACUAAGGGAAGAUUGGAAAAUGUACAAUGCUGAAUUACUUUCGGACCGCAUUGCUGCGGCUAGUUUGGAGAGGAGACGUAAUCGAGAGAUGCAACGUCAAGAUAGGAUUUUCAAUGCUAAAGUUAGAACGAUUGGGAUAGAUAAAGAGGCUCUUGUUUCCCAAGUGAAUGAAAGAAAGAAAAAAGAACAGGCAGAGGCAGAGUCACUUAAAGCAUAUGCUGCAGAUGCAGUGCGCAACGACAAGGCCGCUUGUCUACUUGAUCAACGCCAACUUAAGGAUGAGCGUCUGCUGCAGGGAGCCAUAGAGGACUUCCGAUUGAACUUCCAGCCGCGGUGGAGUCGACGAGAGUAUGACUUGAGCAACCCAGACAAAAUUAGAGGUCAGGAGAAGAUCCAGAUGCUGCCGGGGCUGGUGGGUGAGGACCCAGACAGCCAGGGGAGGCUGAAGAAGCAGCAGGAGCAGCUCAGAGAGUGGUCCUUCCAGCAGCAGCAUGAGUUGGCCACAGCGCGACACCAGCAGAGACAGGAAGGUAGGCUACAACCUGUCCUGAUGCUAGACACUGAUACACUCACUGCCUCCUCUCAAAAUAAUCUCCGCCCCUGCCUCACCCUUGCAGAGCAGCAGUAUGACCAGGACAGAGUGGACCUGGACAACAAAGCUCUCCAGCUCCAAACAAUUGAGGAGGAGAGGAGGAGAACCGUAGCCCUCGCUACAAAGAAUUUCAAUUUGACAAAGGCAACAGAGAAUGCAGAGAAGCGGUGGAAGGAGUGGCAGCAGCAGGAGGAGGACAACAGGACAGACAUCCUGAACCAGCUGCAGGGGGAGCUGCUGAGUGAGAGCCAGGAGCAGGGCAUCAGUGUGCUGGGUCUGCCCCGCCUCAGUCCCAACAGCUACAAGGGUCUCGCAGACGAGCAGCUGCAGCACAUCAUCAACUGCCAGCAGCAACAGAUAGAUGAGAAGAGGAGAAUUCAGGCGGAGCAGCAGCAGGAGGAGCUCCAGCAGGACCGGUUCCGUGUGGCCUCGGCUCGAACCGCCCUACUAAUGGAGAGACAGCAGGCCCGCAUCAACAAGCAGCUCCGUCGCACCCAGGAUAACACCAACGCACAGCUGGCUGAGGCCCACCAUGAACAGACAAAGUAUUUGGAGAAGGUGUACACUAACAUCCCAGAUGACAGUUACUUCUCCCAGUUCAACACCAGCAGUCGAUAAAGGAUGACAGGGCCUUACUUACUAUGCCAUGCAUUAUUAGACUAUUAUGGAGAAAUGUUUCUUGUAUUAAAAAGUAAAAAUGUAGAUAAAUGAUUUGUAACAAAAACGAACAAAUCUGAUGUUUUCCUUCCCUUAAUUCAAAACUAUUUCACAACUAAAAAAAUACAAUCAAAAAAGUAUUCAUAGAAAAGUGUGUCUAUGAAUAAGGCAUUGCCUACUGUUCUGCAUGCAUUUGUCAUAACGUGUCCGUAUAAUUAAUUAAAU
Oncorhynchus mykiss (rainbow trout) is the source of this 1776-nucleotide messenger RNA. It is a transcript of the gene ribc2, whose product is annotated as RIB43A domain with coiled-coils 2. Lineage: Eukaryota; Metazoa; Chordata; Actinopteri; Salmoniformes; Salmonidae. The record is from RefSeq and is a predicted model, not a curated record.